Messenger RNA from Thlaspi arvense, 642 nucleotides. The record is from the annotation of a GenBank genome assembly. Lineage: Eukaryota; Viridiplantae; Streptophyta; Magnoliopsida; Brassicales; Brassicaceae.
AUGGCAGAUAAAAACACUACAAUAACACUCAGCGAUCUCCCUGAGGACAUAGUCGGAGAAAUAUUAGCCCGAGUUGGAAGCUCAUCUCGGAGACAACUUCGCCAUGUUAUGGAAGCGUCAAAAGCAUUGGCAAAGGCAGCAAAUGACAAAGGAGUUUACAAAGCUCUUAACCUACGACCUCUGGUGUUCCAUCCUUUGGCAACAAGGUACAGAUACAAAGACCUAAUGGAGAAGACACUUACCAACGGAAACAUCGAAGCUCACUACAUCAAAGGAAUACUAGAGUACUUCCACAAAAACAACACAAUCACCGGACUACAACAUCUAAAAUUAGCAGCACGAGGAUCCUACAGCGAAGGUAUGCACCUAUAUGGGAUUAUAUUGUUAUCUAGGGGCGAAAUGGAGGAAGGAAAAGCCUACUUGGACCAAUUAGGGUGGCAACACAGCAAAACCAGAGGUGACAGAUGCUGGAGAAACAUCAAGAAAUCAUUGCAUGGAGUCAGAGUCUUGCGUCUACCUGCUUACCGAGAAACAAUAAGGGUGAUGAAGCCAACAAUUAUGUGCAACCUCAACGACCUCGAAAACAGAUGCCAUCAUUGCUACUAUUACAAACAGAUCGUUAAGUUUGUGUUCGUCAUUUAG